Molecule: messenger RNA, 5759 nt
Organism: Erinaceus europaeus (western European hedgehog)
Lineage: Eukaryota; Metazoa; Chordata; Mammalia; Eulipotyphla; Erinaceidae
Gene: LMX1B
Product: LIM homeobox transcription factor 1 beta
Exons: 8
Coding region: 40-1836 (598 amino acids)
Biological process (GO): neuron differentiation; regulation of transcription by RNA polymerase II
Cellular component (GO): nucleus
Molecular function (GO): DNA-binding transcription factor activity, RNA polymerase II-specific; RNA polymerase II transcription regulatory region sequence-specific DNA binding
Source: RefSeq, a predicted model, not a curated record
AUCCCGGCGCAGGGAUACGAGGCGCACCAAUGAGUUCAAAUGUCAGGAAGUUUGAGGAGGGGUGAGGCGGCUCCCGGCCGGAGUAUCCCUCCGCCGCCAGCCCCAGCUCUAAACCGAGCGGCUCGGCGGGCGCACCAUGGCACUGGAGUAGCGCGGGGAGUGCGCCCGGAGCCCCGCGGCCCGCUGCGCCCCGCCCGGGACCCCGCUGCGCCUCCCGCGCGCCCCCCCCCGCCCGCGGGGCAGCCCCUGAACCCCCGCCCCCUCCCCCGCCCGCCCGCCGCCGCCGCCACCGCCGCCGCCGCCUCCCCGCGGCUCCGUCUGCAGCCGCCGCCGCGGCAUCCCGGCUCCGGGGCUGACAAGCAGGUGACAGGGGAGCCGGCGCGCGCGUUGCCCGAGGCGGGCCCGGGAGAGGAGAGGAGACGAGAGUGCCGCGCGCACUGCUGCGCCCGACGCCGGGGCCCAAGGCCAGCGCGCCGCUCCACACUUGCCCGCCCGGGACACCGGCCGCCCAGCCGCAGUCCCCACCCCAGGGGCCGCGCCUCCCCGGCUCCCGGCUCCUGGGCGGCGGCGGCGGCGGCGGCCGGCGGGCACCCUGGCCGGCGGGGCCCUCGGCGUGCCCCUCGUCCCAUGGAUAUAGCAACAGGUCCCGAGUCCCUGGAGAGGUGCUUCCCCCGCGGGCAGACGGACUGCGCCAAAAUGUUGGACGGCAUCAAGAUGGAGGAGCACGCCCUGCGCCCCGGGCCCGCCACUCUGGGGGUGCUGCUGGGCUCCGACUGCCCGCAUCCCGCUGUCUGCGAGGGCUGCCAGCGACCCAUCUCCGACCGCUUCCUGAUGCGAGUCAACGAGUCGUCCUGGCACGAGGAGUGUUUGCAGUGCGCAGCGUGUCAGCAAGCCCUCACCACCAGCUGUUACUUCCGGGAUCGGAAACUGUACUGCAAACAAGACUACCAACAGCUCUUCGCGGCCAAGUGCAGCGGCUGCAUGGAGAAGAUCGCCCCCACCGAGUUUGUGAUGCGGGCGCUGGAGUGCGUGUACCACCUGGGCUGCUUCUGCUGCUGCGUGUGUGAGCGGCAGCUACGCAAGGGCGACGAGUUUGUGCUCAAGGAGGGCCAGCUCCUCUGCAAGGGCGACUACGAGAAGGAGAAGGACCUGCUCAGCUCCGUGAGCCCCGAUGAAUCCGAUUCCGUAAAGAGCGAGGAUGAAGACGGGGACAUGAAGCCGGCCAAGGGGCAGGGCGGCCAGAGCAAAGGCAGUGGGGAUGAUGGCAAGGACCCUCGGAGGCCCAAACGACCCCGGACCAUCCUCACCACGCAGCAGCGAAGAGCCUUCAAGGCCUCCUUUGAGGUUUCUUCCAAGCCCUGCCGGAAGGUUCGGGAAACACUGGCAGCAGAGACAGGCCUCAGCGUGCGUGUGGUCCAGGUGUGGUUCCAGAACCAAAGAGCAAAGAUGAAGAAGUUGGCGCGGCGGCACCAGCAGCAGCAGGAGCAGCAGAAUUCCCAGCGGCUGGGCCAAGAGGUCCUGUCAAGCCGCAUGGAGGGCAUGAUGGCCUCCUACACCCCACUGGCCCCGCCUCAGCAGCAGAUCGUGGCCAUGGAACAGAGCCCCUACGGCAGCAGCGACCCCUUCCAGCAGGGCCUCACGCCACCCCAAAUGCCAGGUGACCACAUGAACCCCUAUGGAAACGACUCCAUCUUCCACGACAUUGACAGUGAUACCUCCUUAACCAGCCUCAGCGACUGCUUCCUUGGCUCCUCGGACGUGGGCUCCCUGCAGGCCCGUGUGGGGAACCCCAUCGACCGGCUCUACUCCAUGCAGAGUUCCUACUUCGCCUCCUGAGAGCCAGCCAGGCCGCACGGACGCUUGGGCAGGGGUCCAUGGGGGGCCUUCAGGCCACAGCACCAGCCUCGCCACCCUCGGCCCCACGGCCACACAGACUCCACACAGCCAUACGGUGCCCUCCCUGAGGCCAGCCGGGCCUGGCUGAUGUGCUCACUGGGCACAGCCGGAUAGGCCAAUGGAUGGACACAGCCUGGACAGGAGCUGUGUCCUGCCCACAGAGACUGUGUCACCCCCAGGGGCCCAGAGCUCCCGGACAGCCACUUGCCUCCCAGAACCCCCUCUUGGCCUCCACCGCCUCCUCUUUCCCUGUCUCUUUUUUGGGAAGCUUAAAUUCUCUCUAUUUUUUUAAAUGUCCUUUCCAUGUCCAGCCAACCUCUGUUGGCCUGGCAGAGGUCGAGGCAGGGCCCUGUGUGUGUGCCCUGGGAUGAGGUGUUGCCUGUGAGACGGGUGUGCCCAGUGGCGUGUGCUGUGUGUGCUCGCUUGCCCCCCUCCCCCACCCCAAGGCCGGCCUUCCAGGCCUGGAGCAGAAGUGGGGGUGGGCAUAAGGGGGCAUUACUGAGGAGGCUGGGAGGACUGAACCCAGGCCCACUUGAAGGGACUGAGGGCAGCUGCAAACGCACAUACAUUUCCAGGCCCUGUCAGCAGAUACAGAGAUGCUGGAAGAGACGGUGGCCUCUGUGGGCCACAUGGCAGGAGGGGAAAGAGGUCAGGGGGCUGGGACAAGGACUCCUCUUCUGAAAACAACAGGAGAGGGAGCAGGGAGGAGAGAGAAUAGUGUGAGCUGGAAGCACAUAGACCCAGCUGGGCUCCAUCCCUGGCCCAGGUGGGGGCAGCUGGGCAUGGAGGGCAGUCCUAGCCCUAGGACCAGCCUACUCCAAAGGCAGACAUGGAGCCUCUCCAGAACCAGGUAGAAGCAAGCCAAAUGGCAGAACCCCAGGGUGGAAAGGGACCUUCAAAGCUACCCACUUGGGACUUCAUCUGAUGUUUGGAUCCAACCCAAGCCAGUCCUCCCUCUCCUUGCACCCUCCUCCCCCACCAGUGACCAAAAGCUCACCACUUUAGUGGGCCCCAAGUCAGCUGUUUUUUCCUGUGGAUUUCACCUCUGCCUUUUGCAGCCCUGAGUCUUUGAUUCUCAAAGCAAAGCCUUUCUAGUUUGUCCAGCUCUUCCUCUUAAAGCUGUAUCUCCCCACCCACCCCUACCUCAACCCCCCCACACUGGGCUCUAGUUUUCCCCAUAAAGUUUCAAAGUGGUUAGAACCCAAUCUUCCCACUGACCUCAACCAGCCAAAGUGGGCAAGCCUGUCACCUCCUCUACUUUUAAGCACCCUGCCUCUGUUAAUGUGGCCUGAGGUCCAGGGUGUGACUGAGAUCUCAUUCUGUCCUCUGAUACUAAACCUCUAGCCCCUCUACACACACAACAGCUGAGUCACAUCUAUUUUCCAUGUAUACUUUAGAGGUGGGGUGAAGUGAGGGGGUAUUUAUUGUUUAGACCCAGUGAAGGACCUUGACCCUGACCUUGACUUUCUUUCUUGCUUUGUUUUCUCUUGUUUGUUUCAGUCGAACCUGUGGAGUUUCUCUGCACCCAGUUCUGUGACCACUGGUUUGCUCUCCCUCUUGGGCACAACCCAGGGCAUGGGGACCAUUGGGGUCUCUCUCUGUCACCCCAGCCCCCUCAGGCUGAUGCAUUCCAGCCAGGCUGUCAUAGGUGGAGGGGUGGAGGGCAGAGUCUCCGUAUAAACCCCACCCCAAUCUAUUCUACUAGAAGAGGAAGUGAGGUCCAUCUGGUGGGCCCUUACUGGCCCCUGGUGGCCACUGUGUCCUUGCCCAGGUGUUCUUACCAGUCUUUGGGUCACCACCUCAAGAUCUGUCAGAAUUAGCCAUUGAGUAAGGAGCAAGGUGUCUAUCUCCCCCUUCACCUGGCCCUCUGAGAGAUGUGCAGAGUUCACCUACCUGUUCAGUGGUUUGUCUCUCUUUCCACUGGAGAGGCCUCACCAUCUGGAGCCUGGGCCCAGGCAGCCAGUCUGCUUUUCUGUGCUCUUCUUGCUCCAAACAGAGCUCCUACAAGGAUCUUGGUUGCUGUUCUUGGUCCUUUCUGCAGCCUCUUCCCACCAGGGUCUGUGCCACUGCUCGUCCCUUAGGCAGCCACACUGGUUUCCUUAGAUACCCCUUUCUCCUCCUGUGCUCACGGGGCCCAAAUCUUUCAGAAGGGAUUGGGGGAAAAGCUUGUCCCCAAGUAACCUCACCCUUCUCCCUGCCUUGAAUCAGGGAGGAGCCUCAGGAACAGGUAGGUCAUCUCCUCUACCCUUUACUCUGCAGCUGGCAAACCUGGGUGAGGAGAGAUGGUGAGGCCAGGACUCUCACAAGCAGGCAGUGUCAGAGCCAGAAAUGAAGACAGGGAUGCCAGGCCGGCCCACUAUUAUCCCUGCUUGGGGAAUGACCUCCAGGCCAGGAGAGCAUGCAUGACCUGUCUUGGUCACCUCUUUCCAGCUCCUGGGGGUUAUUUCACCCACCUCAGGACCUUACCACAUCCUAAGUCCUGUCUAGGCUCUCCACUCCCGUCCAGAAGCUGGUACAGCAACACCCACACUCAUGACUAGAGUAUCAAGGCCAGGACAUUCCCCCUUGUCCUAUAGAAGCUGCGUCAUGACUAGGUGUGCUUCUGUGUGCUGUAGGUUGUUGGCCCUGGACACACCCAGCCACUGAAUGGAUGUGGGGAUGCAGGCAAACAAGACACAGAACUUGUCCUGAAUGACUCUGACCUAGAAGGCAAACACCUCCCAACUCAGCCCUGUCCAAUCAUUGUCGAGGACCCAUUGCUCAGAUAAGACACCGGAGGCUAAUAAGAGUCACAUAUGCCCAGGGUCACCCAGCAGAGGCAGACAGAGCUAGCCAGCUUGUUCUUCCUUCCUGGGAGGAAAUACAGUCUGAAUUUGUGUAGUGGUGGUGGUAGGGGAUUGAAGUGAAUAGCCAGGAUCACCCCUGCUUCCCAAUGGUGUGGGGCCCUUGUCCCUGUGGUGGCUGGGUGGGGAGCCCCAGGGAAGAGGAGAUAGUAGUUGGGUCUCCAGAAAAAGAAGGAGUAAGGGGACAGGGUGAAGCAUUGGAGAAAAGCUAGUUCUGCUCUGUGGAAGUAAACUGAGACUCAGAGAGGGGAAGACAUUUGUCCCAGCUAACACAGCGAGUGAGAGCCAAGAAGGCAGAGUGUCUGGUUCUUACCCCCUCAGCCAGAGUCACGUCUGUCUGCUCCAGAAAGGAUGCACAGACAGAGGGACAUUGGUGCAGACCCAUGGUCAGUAGAGCCCAUGUGAGAAGGGGUUGGUGCAAGUAGGUGGAUACAUUCAGAGGCUUCCUACAGGGGGCCAGAGCUCCCCCCCCCAAGCUUUGCCAACAGCCUGGUAAAGCAGAAUCAGGGAGUUCUGUCUGGACCCAGCUCUGGGCGCUGGGUAUCCCCUGGGGGGAGAUGCUCACAUCCUCCCAGGGGAGCCUGCAGCUUGGGGCUCACUCUGCCUCGUAGAAAAAGGGGUCCAUACACACACCAGGAUGCACACAGAGGCCCACAGAUGCAUACUCCCAGGCACAGGGUGAGCAUGCCUGGGAGGACAGAAAGGAUGCACACAUAUCCCCAUGUGGCCCUCAGAAGAUGUCUCUUUUCUGGUGCCCCUCCCCUAUCACGGGGUCCGAGAGAGCCCAGUCGAGUCGCUGGGGGGACCAGGCUGCUGGCCAAUUCCUCUGUUUCCCUUGUACAGACUCACUGUCCACCCGCCAUCCCCAGACACAUUUUAUUUAAUAACUUGUCAUGUUAAAUUAUUUAUUAGCGUUUACCACAUGACCACCCCACCCUGCCCUCCACUCUCACUUCCACCUCUUCCCACAAAAGCAGAAAAAAUGGAAACAAGACAAGACAUCCGUAUAUUUGUAAAUAA